Molecule: messenger RNA, 1131 nt
Organism: Elaeis guineensis (African oil palm)
Lineage: Eukaryota; Viridiplantae; Streptophyta; Magnoliopsida; Arecales; Arecaceae
Source: RefSeq, a predicted model, not a curated record
AUGUCCGACGCCGGACGUGCGGAGGCGGCCGACGCCAUCAACUCCCUCGUCACCUCUGGCGGGACGGACAUCGCCGGCGGCCUCUCCGCCGGCAUUCGCAUCCUCAAGGAGCGCCGUUUGCGCAACCCCGUGGCGAGCAUCAUCCUCCUUUCCGAUGGCAUCGAUACCAUGGGCCUGCCCCCCUCCGCCCGGAGCGUCGGGCCGAUCCACACCUUCGGUUUCGGCGCGAACCACGACCCGACCAUCAUGCACGCCGUGGCCGAAGCCACCGGCGGGACCUUCUCGUUCGUCGAGGAGGAGGCGGCGGUCUCGGACGCGUUUGCCGCGUGCCUCGCCGGCCUGCUCAGCGUGGUCGCGCAGUACUUGCAUCUGACCAUAUGCUCGGCCUCGCCGGGUGUCCACCUCACCUCGGUCGGCACCGGGAACUACUCGUCCAGGAUCUCGGACCAACGCCUGAUGGCGGUCAUCGAAGUCGGUGACAUGUAUGCCGAAGAAGAGAAGUUCUUCCUCCUCGACGUCACGGUUCCCAUCAAAGAAGACAAAAACGAUCCAUCGAUGCAGCUUAUAAGCGUUUACUGCUCUUACGUCGAUCCUCUUACCCAAGAUAUCAUCCACGUGGAAGAGGAGAGAACCAUAGUCCGCCGGCCCGAUAGCCUAUCGCCGGAGGAUGAGAUCGCGAACUUGAUCGUCGACGGGCAGCGGAACCGGAUUCUGGUGGCCGAGAGCAUUGCGGAGGCUCAGGCGAAGGCCGACGGUGGGGACCUGAAAGGCGCGAAGGCGGUGCUCGACGCACGGAGGGCGGCUCUCGUGGCCUCGUCGUCUGCUCUGGCGGGCGAUGAGCUAUGCGCGUGGCUGGACAAAGAGCUCAUAGAGAUUGGGGAGAGAAUUGCGAACCGGCGGGCUUACGAGAAGUCUGGAAGGGCUUACAUGCUCUCGGGGAUGAGCUCGCACUCGUGGCAGCGAGCCGCAAUGAGGGGGCAUUCGACGAUGCUGACGUCGGCGCCGGCGUCCGUCACGUUCCAGACGCAGGUGAUGACGGAGAUGUUGGAUAGUUCGCGUGAGUGGAGCCAAGAACUGCUGCUCGACGGUCGGAGAUCGGCAUCCCAGCCACCGGAGGGGAGGCUGCAGUAG